Molecule: messenger RNA, 1182 nt
Organism: Didymodactylos carnosus
Lineage: Eukaryota; Metazoa; Rotifera; Eurotatoria; Philodinida; Philodinidae
Source: the annotation of a GenBank genome assembly
AUGGCAUGUGCAAAAAAAUACAGUAUCGACUCAACGUCAUCAUGGUCAGAAUGUAGUGAUUUUUAUAUAGCUUGUCGAAACGGAGAUACAAAGACAGUAAAACAACUUUUAGUAACUCUUAGCCUUGAAGAGCUAAAUCGUGAAGAGCCAAAUGGAUCAACUGCAUUACACGCUGCCAGUUAUUACGGUCACUUCGAUAUCGUUCGAUUAUUACUUAAUGCGGGUGCUUCUCGAUCGAUAAAAAAUAAAUUCGAAUGUUGUCCUUAUGAUGAGGGAAAAACACCCGAAAUCAGAGGACUCUUCUUCAGAGGAAAGUGUGAUCGAUAUGGCGACGAUGUUUCAACACAACUAGAAUGGCUUAAAGUCAAUACAACUUCAUCUAUUUAUCGGAAGGCUAUAUAUCGACGUUUAUGGCUAAAAUCAGCAUGGAAUGAAACGAAAAUGUUGAAUAGAAUUGACUGGAUGAUUGAAAAUUAUUUGACCGAAAGGUUAUCCAAUGCUACUGAACGAUCAAUGAUACAAUUCUUUUUUACAAAAACUAAACUGACCAAAGAUCCUAUAUGGUUAGUCAAAGCCUACACAGCUGAAACUGAAUAUUAUAGAAAGUUGAACAGAGAUUUUGCAUCAGAAGAUUUUACUAAGAAUUGGGAAGCAAGUAUGGAGCAAUGGAUUGUAGCUGCAUUAUAUAAUCAUCCAGCAUUAGAACAAUUUAGUUUUAAAGGUGAAACGUAUCGUGGAGCUAAAAUGAACGAUUUUGACAUUUCUCAAUAUAAAGUUGGCACACACGUCAUGAAUAAAUCAUUUUUGUCAACGUCAAAAGAACAAAAAAUAGCCGAAAACUUUGCUAUUGGAGGGGAUUCAUCAAAAUAUUCUGUUUUAUGCAAAUAUGAAACACGAAAUGAACGAACUGCAUUAGCAAUCGAAACAAUGUCUGAAUUUCCGGGAGAAAAAGAAGUACUUAUAUUACCGUAUGCAGCAUUUAAAGUUAUCAAUGUUAUAAAAUAUGACAAAAGUAAAGCAAAGGAAAAGUUUAGUUUAGAUUAUGAGUUUCAUUUAAGAGAAUGUAAAUCAAUGCCGAAAGAGAUGGGACAAAAGUUGAAAUUUCUAUUUACAAAUGCACAUCAAUCGGCAAUGUUAGACGAUUUCGAACUAUCACAACAGCUAGAAUCAUUUAGUUUCUGA